This is a messenger RNA of Drosophila subpulchrella, 1801 nucleotides long. Its product is annotated as zinc finger protein 391-like. Lineage: Eukaryota; Metazoa; Arthropoda; Insecta; Diptera; Drosophilidae. The transcript is spliced from 2 exons. Gene Ontology annotation, biological process: regulation of transcription by RNA polymerase II. The record is from RefSeq and is a predicted model, not a curated record. Bases 153 to 1706 code for a protein of 517 amino acids. Gene Ontology annotation, cellular component: nucleus. Gene Ontology annotation, molecular function: DNA-binding transcription factor activity; RNA polymerase II cis-regulatory region sequence-specific DNA binding; zinc ion binding.
UCAUUAAAAACAUUCAUGGAAAAUAGCAAUACCAUAAAAAUACCAGAAAAUAUCUUCCCAGAUGGUAUGUUUGUUUGAAAACCCUAGUCACGGUUACACUGGAGUAAUGGUAAACAAAUAAAUAUCGCUAAUAAAAAAUAUCCUCAGUGAAAAUGGAUGAGGAGGAAGUAUGCCGGGUUUGCCUGCAACAGGAUGGCGAUAUGAUCAAUAUAUUUGACGGUGUGCAGGACCAGGAAAUGUCCAUUCCAGAUAUGAUUGCCCAGUGGUCCGGCUACCAGGUUGAGAAAGGCGAUUCACUUCCGGAAAGUAUAUGUCCAACCUGCUUGGAGGAUGCCCGAGCCACAUUUGGAAUAAUCCGAAAACUGCAGAAGGAGGAAGUCUGUCGAAUUUCAGACAGUGAGGAUUCCAUUUGCGACAAAGAAACGGAAAAACCUUUUAAAAAUGUACAUAGUGAGGAAUCGAAUAGCGCCCAGGAAUACAAGGUUAAAAACGAGCCUAUCGAUGAGGACAUAUUUCUGGAGGCAGCAUGCAAGGCAAUGGAAAGCGACCUAUUCGAGGAAGAUGUCUGCAAGAUUGAAGUCGUUGAAACGGAACAAUAUAUUGGCCAGAAGUAUAUAUUAUCUGCAUUAGAUCUGGAUCUGGGUAAUAUACCCAAAACAUCGGACUUGCCUUCUCGAGGGAAACGGCGUUACAAGUGUUCCCUGUGUCCCAAGUCUUUUGCGGAUGCCUUACAGUUUAGCCAACACAUUGUAACCCAUUCAGAAGAAGACGCCGAUGGUCAAAAGUCUGAUUUUUCUGAUUCAGAUUUUAGCACCACUGGGUUCGAAGAGGGCGAUUAUUAUCCGGAUUCUGAAACAGAGGUACCAUCUGAAAAGCCUCAAAUAAAACAACGCCAAAAGACUUCUGCAUCCACCACCCCAUUAAAGAAAAAAAUCCUAACCCAUUUGCAUGAUAAAACGAAAACGGAUUUGCCUGCAUCGGAACGUAUACCCACACCUUACUUGCCCUUCAAAUGUAAUUAUUGCCCGAAAACGUUUCAGGACAAAGAUUCCUGUACACUGCACGCACAAUCGCAUGGCAAGCAAUUCCGAUGUUCCGAUUGCCCGAAGACUUUUGCGGAGGCAAAGCAGUUGAAGCAACACAUUUUGAGCCAUUCAGAGGAUCAGACCGAUAAACCGAAGCCUUCACCAUCAGGUCUUCCUCGAGUGUUCAAGUGCCCCAAGUGUCCCAAGUCGUUUCCGUAUUCCUCAAGUUGCAGUCGACAUCUGCUAAGUCACUCGGAGAUACGACCGUUUAAGUGUCCCCAGUGUCCAAACUCCUAUGCACGUCCCUAUGCCCUCAGAGCCCACUUUACUAUGCACUCCGGAGAACGAUCGUUCAAGUGUGAUCAGUGUUCCAAGACCUAUAAGAAGGCACACCAUCUCAAGCACCACCUGUUGACUCAUUCUAAUGAAAGGCCGAACAAGUGUUCCCAAUGCAACAAGACCUUCAUGUCCAGGUCCGAUCUAAAUCGACACAUCCGGGCGCACUCUGCAGUAAAGCCCCACAAAUGUGAUGACUGCUCAAAGUCUUUUCAUCGACCUUGCGAUCUGAAAGUUCAUAUCCGUACCCACACUGGCGAAAGACCCUUUAAGUGUGCCUGCUGUUCGAAGUCUUUUACGGCUAGAAACAAUAUGCUGAAGCACCAAAGGCAAUGCAAACUUUAAAAGACAAACUGUGACUAAGAUAUACCUUUAAAAUAUUUUGUAAUUAUAAUAAAAACCCAACUUGUUGGUUUUCGUUGCCUUGAAUUUAAAAAAAA